AAAGUUUUUUUUUUUUUUCUUUUCACCUCUCAAACUUAUAAUCCAAUGCCUAUUCGCCAUUUUGAAAGUAUGUCUAUAGAACAGUGAUCAUGCCAUUCUUUAUUUAGCAAGCAACAGAAGAUGACUAUUUUGUCAUAGGAAGACCUUUUUUUUUUGUUUGUUCACGAAGUAAUCUUGUCAUUUUAUUUUUAUUAUGCUUAUAGUAUUCACAGGGGAAAGACGACUAAUCGAAACAGUAGCAGUAUCACAGCUCAAAGGAACUAGAUUGGGUAUUGAUGGUAAUUACUGGUUACGAAAGGUAUUAAUCAAGGAACCAAGUUUAUCUGCUAUGGGUGGUACACCUUUGACUCUACAACAUACCAUUGAAAAAGAAUUAGAACACUUCAAAACAAAUCAUAUUCAACCCAUCUUUGUUUUUCCUGGUCUAUCCAUUAUUCGAAAGUCCAAACCUUUCAGUGGUGAAGAUACUCGUCCUGGUCAUCGUGCUGUAGCUUGGGAAUUCUAUGAAAAAGGAAAAAACGAUGCAGCCUUGUCAAAAUUCGCUAGUGGUGGUGGCUUUCAUCUUCCUGACGUGCUCAACUUGGUGUUUUAUAUUCUACGACAGCACAAUAUUGAAUUCAUUCGUGCUCCUUAUUCAUCAUGGGCUCAGCUUGCUUAUAUGCAUAAUCAUCCCCGUCAAAUCAUCAAUGCAAUUUAUGGUGGUGAUGAAGUACUGAUGUGGAACGUUGACAAAAUCAUUACAUCAAUUGAUUUUACAAAAGGAAAUUAUCAAACAGUCAACAAAAAAACGGUAUUGAACGAUUUGCAUGUAUCUGAAGAACAGUUUUUGGACAUUUGUAUACUCGCGGGAUUCGAAUAUUGCCCUACUUUCCCACCUUUGUCAGUUAUUUCAUUCACAUUCAAAGGUGUACAAGAUUUGAUCAAACAGCAUAAGACUGGAUUUAAUGCUGUUCAAGCUUAUUCUGAUGAUCCCAAUGUAGUGAAAACUGGUUAUAUUGAUACUUUUUGUCGUACACGAUGUGCUGUCAAAUAUCAUUUGAUCCUUACUGAUGAAGGCGAAGUCAGACCUCUAAAUGUCGAACAAGCUCCAAAUGAUAUUCACGAAUUUAUCGGUUAUCGACUUCCAGAUGAACUAUAUUAUUAUUUGAUGCGUGGUUUGAUUGGUCCUCAGGUAAGUCAAUUUUUUUUUAAAAGAAGAAAAGAAAAAGAAAAAGAAAAAGAAUAAAAAUACAGAAAAAUCAAUUCUAUUUUUAUAUUUAUCAUAAUAGGUCAUCAACAACUUGGUUUCUGGGGUUUUGAUUGAAAAUGCGCCUUUGGACAAUGGAGAAACGACAGAAUAUCGCAACUUU
Messenger RNA from Halteromyces radiatus, 1349 nucleotides. RefSeq names its product PIN domain-like protein. Gene Ontology annotation, biological process: mismatch repair; DNA recombination; DNA double-strand break processing. Bases 194 to 1225 code for a protein of 343 amino acids. The transcript has 5 exons. Gene Ontology annotation, cellular component: nucleus. Gene Ontology annotation, molecular function: 5'-3' DNA exonuclease activity; 5'-flap endonuclease activity. Lineage: Eukaryota; Fungi; Mucoromycota; Mucoromycetes; Mucorales; Cunninghamellaceae. The record is from RefSeq and is a predicted model, not a curated record.